This is a messenger RNA of Physcomitrium patens, 3373 nucleotides long. The record is from RefSeq and is a predicted model, not a curated record. NCBI's taxonomy places the organism in Eukaryota, Viridiplantae, Streptophyta, Bryopsida, Funariales, Funariaceae.
AAUAUGCAGACCCGUCUGAUGCGACCGCUUCAUUAUCGGUCGCGACGAGUAAUGUGGAAGUGUACAAGUGAUGAAAAGCUUCGCAACGAGCGAGUUUGAGUGAUCUUUUGGGUCUUUGGUGGGAGAGGACUGGACUCGCUUCACAAUCUCGUUGUUUACGAGGUACUAGUGUAUCCAGGUAAGUUGGUUUAGUGGGGUUGAAGGGAGACGUGCAGUUUUUGAAGGCGAGGUCGGAGACUGGCAGGUUGUGGCGCCAUUUAGUCGUCGCUGACGAGGAUGUUGAGACCGCGUCACUGCAUUAGGGUGGACAACGACUUCUUCUAUUGACAGAAUUCAUGGUGUUUCAAAAGGUUCACUCGUGUGAAUCAACCAGCUGUGGUUGUCACCGCAGGCGGAGUCUCUCGAGUUUUCAAAUUUCCCCGGGAGCGUCUUGGUAAGAGUUUACGGGACGUGUUUCCCGAAAUCAGCGUUCUCGUUGGUGCUUUAAGAGUACUUAGCCAUUUCAAUCACCGAUGCAAGAAUUUUGAGGCGCUAAUCUGCAGACUGGGGCCGUUGAAAUUUUGAUCUCUCGUUGUGCAAAGACCUGGAAAAAUUUCAGUGACAAGUUCGGCUAAUACCUCGUUGUAUUUUCUCUGGGUGGCCGGAGGUGAUUACUCUAGGAUUGGAUUCCUGCUCGAGAGGUUCAUUGUCCAAUCUAGGAGGUCUCUGGACUAUAGACCUCGAUCCCUACUUCAGAUAUGAAGCAUCGAGGGGUUCAUGUCCUUCUCAGUGAUUUUGGACAGUGACUUUUUUUUUUUUUUUUUUUUUUUUUUUUUGUUUGCUGCAAUUGCCAGGCGAACGAUUAGCAGAGACACGUGAGGUGCAUGUUAGAGACGUCCGACCUAGCCUGUUUGCGCAAGGAUGCCGAUACGAAUUGUCUAAGAAACGUGGAGUGAUAGUGCUUCGGAACUCAGAUAGUUAGCUUUUGAGGGGGUGUGUUGCUUAAACCUAGAUAGCUUCGUCACGCUAUGGAUGUCCCGAAGAUGUCUGCGAAGAAACACCGAGCUCAAAGUUCGAAGAGGAGACUCAUCCUGAAGUGCUUCAUUGCGAUUAUUGUAGUACUCUUUAUGACAUACAUCAGUCCCGGUCCCGGCAAGUUUCAGACAGAGUCUCAACUUCAGAACCCUCAGAAGUUGAUGGAGGCUCACUCUUUACCUCAAGUGGCUCAAUCCUUGCCUCAAGAGGCUCAUUCCUUGCCUCAAGAGACUCAUUCCUUACCUCAUGUGUCUUAUUCCAUACCUGUAGAGACUCACUCCUUACCUGUAGAGACUCACUCCUUACCUGUGGACACUCACUCCUUACCUGUGGACACUCACUCCUUUCCUGUAGAUACUCACUCCUUACCUGUGGACACUCACUCCUUACCUGUGGACACUCACUCCUUUCCUGUAGAUACUCACUCCUUACCUAAUGUGCCACAAUUGAGGGAUGUCUGUGACGGUAGGAGAGUGCAUAUGUACGACAUGCCGAAGGAGUUCAAUACCAAAUUGCUAGAAUUGUGCGAUGGCGAGUUGGUGGAUUGGAUUCAUUUUUGCAAGCAUUGCAAGAACUUUGGAUUCGGGGAGAAGGUGAAUACGACAAAUGAAAUAUUCCAAAAAGACUGGUACGGCACGGAUGCGUACAUGUUGGAGGUCAUCUUCUUUAAGAGGAUGCGACACUACCCGUGCUUGACCACCUCACCGGAUAACGCAGACAUCUUCUUCAUCCCGUACUUCGCUGGGCUUGAUGCCUUGCCAUAUCUGUACAACUCGACGAAGAGGUUUGACAAGCAAGGAUACGAGGUUCUGGCAUGGCUGCGUAGCAAGGCCGCUAAAUCUUGGGCUCGUUACGGUGGUGUGGACCAUUUCAUGAUUGCGGGGAGAACGGGUUGGGACUUCGGCACUCCGUCUGCGGAUGGCUGGGGCACUUGGCUAUUCGGUCUUCCCGGAUUUGAGAAUAUUACAUUUAUGGAGUUGGAGCGUCGGCCAUGGCGGUCCCAGGAGCAAGCCAUUCCUUAUCCAGUGGGAUACCACCCCUCCUCUGCCGCGAGCUUAGAACGUUGGAUAGAGAGGGUGCGCAGCUCCGUUCGCACCGCACUGUUUUCGUUCUCCGGUGCAUUGAGGCCGAAUUUGUCAAUUCGAGGAAUGCUGUCAAACGAAUGCGUUAAUGCUACCACCGAAUGUGCGAGACUGGACUGUGCAAAGAUUAGUUGCAGCCACAACCCGGUGCCAAUCUACGAGAGCCUUCUCACAGCGGAUUUCUGCUUGCAACCUCGCGGCGAUACAGCAACGCGCCGAUCAACUAUUGACUCCAUCGUCUCGGGUUGCAUCCCCGUCCUCUUUCACGAGGAUUCGGCUGAGAAGCAAUACAUUUGGCACUUACCCGAAGAUUAUAAAAAUUUCUCCGUCUUCAUACACGAGGAUUGUGUGACCAGUGGAAAGUGCGUCGUCCGAGAUAUCCUGAAGAGGAUACCCCAGUCCGAAGUGCUUAAGAAGCGUGAGAAGCUUAUCUCCAUGAUCCCCAGCGUGGUGUAUAGGCAUCCUCUGGCCUCCGACUUUCUGCAGAAAGAUGCAUUCGACUUGGCCAUCGAUGGGAUGCUUCGCAAGGCGGCUGAGCUCAAGGAAUCUUCUCAAAAUUCGAUUGUGUGAAGAUUCGCUUGAGUGAUUCUAGUUCUCCGUGGAACUGGGCAAAGUUUUGACCUCGAACCCAUUUUUUCACGUUAGUUCUUCUGAGCACGUUAGUGAGAUUCCUUUCCCUUCUGUUAGAUUGAGGUGAGCGAUCCCCACUUUCCCCCACCGUGGCUCAUAGCAUUAGAUUGAGAAGCGGGAUGUGAGGAUUUGAGAGUGAGGAUUUGCUUCCAGCUCAUACUAUGGUUGCUUAUUGAAUGCCCUCUCACUCCCUGGGAGUGUCCACACAUUGGUAGUAAUGUAGAGUCGGUAUUCUCCACGACCACUUUUAGUACACAUGCGCCACUCUUUUGUGGGGGAUCUCUACCUGAGGAUAUAAGGUUUAAUUUCCCCAUUAAGUUUUAUGGCGAUAUUAUCACUUAGGUGUCUGGUCUGUGGACUUUUAAGUACAGUAGAUCCAAGCAGCUUUCUGCGCUGCGUGUUCAGUAGAAUUGUGGUGUAACAGAAAAUCUGAAGAACCCUCUCUUUUGAGUUUCAAUGUUCGUAUGUCAGACUUUGGAUGGAGAUGUUGCAACUCGAACUGUUGUUGCACAGAUGUACAGUGCACAGCACAGCAGUCGGUUUCAAAGUGGCCAACUGAUACGAAUGGAAUACACGAUAUUCAUUGUAAGACUAAACGAUUUUUUUAUUACGGAAUCACACAAUGAAACGGAGUUUGAUAUCCCCCA